AUGAAGAGUCUGCUGAGGCAUGAGGCCUUGGCCAUCUCAGUUCUGCAGCAGCUCCCCACAGAGCUCUUCCCAUCCCUGUUCAAGGAGACCUUCAACAGCAGACAUAUGAAGAUACUGACAGUGAUGGUGGCAGUAUGGCCCUUCUCCUGCCUCCCUGUUGGGGCACUGAUGCAGGACACUGAUGUGGUGAUAUUACAAGCUGUGCUGGAUGGUAUUGACAUGCUGUUGAAACAGCAGGUUCACCUGAGAAGGUCGAAGCUUCGAGUCCUGGACCUGAGGAAAGUGCGCCAUGUCUUCUGGGAUGUAUGGCCUGGCAUAGAAUGUGGAGAGAGCUCUACAGGGACAUUGACACGUAUUUCCAUUCACACCAACAAAGCUAUUUACACCUUGGAAGAUGUAAAGAAGUAUACUGCUAGGUUCAUUGCUCAAGUCUCCAAACUCAAAUGUCUUCAGCAUCUCCUCAUCAAUGAUUCCUACUUUUCCAGUGAGCACAUGAAGAAGUUGUUCAGAUGCCUGAAGACCCCCUUGGAGUCUCUGUCAAUCAAACUGCGCAAGUGCUCACCUUUAGGCUUGAAGCACCUAUCUCAGUGUCAGGGGCUUUUUGAGCUAAAGCACCUGAACAUCUUUGGUGUUUCAUUAUUCAACUUAUGUCCCACAGCUCUGCAAGUUCUCCUGAAGAGUGUAGUCGACACUCUGCAAACUCUGCAGAUAAGGCACUGCUGUAUCAGAGACUCUCAACACAGUGCCCUCCUGCCUGCCCUGAGCCAGUGCCUCCAGCUAACACAUGUAAAUUUCUAUGACACUGUCAUUUCCAUAUCUGCCCUGAAGGACCUUCUGCAAUGCUUGGCCAAUCUAAGCAAGUUAACUGAGGAGCAUAACCCUGCCCCAUUGGAGUGCUAUGAUGACCAGGGCCAUGUCUUAGUCAACAAUUUUGCAAAUGUGUGUCUUGAUCUUCUGAAUACACUCAGAGUCAAAAGACAGCCCAAAGUUAUUGACUUUGUCACAAACAUUUGCCGCAAAUGUCUCCAGCGCUGUGUCUUUGAUGGGAAGACCAGACUUUGUUCUUGUUUGUCAUAA
Messenger RNA from Peromyscus eremicus (cactus mouse), 1077 nucleotides. RefSeq names its product PRAME family member 12-like. Gene Ontology annotation, cellular component: cytoplasm. Lineage: Eukaryota; Metazoa; Chordata; Mammalia; Rodentia; Cricetidae. The record is from RefSeq and is a predicted model, not a curated record. The coding region runs from base 1 to 1077 and encodes 358 amino acids. The transcript is spliced from 4 exons.